CUUGCCUUUUUCAUUAUAUUAGGACUGAACUUGAGAGUCUUGGUGGAUCAUAGAAGAUUGAAAGAUUAAUGGGUGGGAAGAAUCCAGAUCUUAACUGUAGCCCCAUGGUCUGACUGGCUGUGAGCUGAUGCAGGGGAAGAUUGGCUUAAUGCAUUGGAUUUGAAGAGACUUUAGCUCCAACAAGCUGGAAGCUAAGAACGUGAAGAGGAGCCACUUCUGGGUUGUCUUUGUUUCUAUGGGAAGGAGAAUGAACUGCUUAACUACUGAUGCCUGGGAAAUCUAUACUGACUAUUUUGAAUUCAUGGAAGGGAGUGCUUGAAUUAUUUACAUGUAUCUCUGGUAAGAAAAGCAGCAAAAAGAAAGAAAUGAGUCGUCAGACUGCAGCAGCUCUCCCAACAGGUGCUUCAAAGUGUCCACCAUCUCAGAGGGUGCCUGCACUUACAGGAUCUACAACAUCCAACAAUGACUUGGCCAGUCUUUUUGAGUGCCCGGUUUGCUUUGAUUAUGUGCUGCCACCUAUCUUGCAGUGCCAGAGUGGCCAUUUGGUCUGUAGCAACUGUCGUCCUAAACUUACGUGCUGUCCUACAUGUCGUGGCCCAUUGGGAUCUAUUCGUAACUUAGCAAUGGAAAAGGUUGCCAACACUGUACUGUUCCCAUGCAAAUAUGCCUCAUCAGGAUGUGAGGAAACUUUACCACACACAGAUAAAGCAGAACAUGAAGAGCUGUGUGAGUUCAGGCCUUACUCGUGCCCUUGCCCUGGAGCAUCUUGUAAAUGGCAAGGUUCUCUAGAUGCUGUAAUGCCUCACUUGAUGCAUCAGCACAAGUCUAUUACAACUUUGCAGGGGGAAGAUAUUGUUUUUCUUGCCACAGACAUUAACCUUCCUGGAGCUGUUGACUGGGUUAUGAUGCAGUCUUGUUUUGGUUUCCAUUUUAUGCUGGUUUUAGAGAAACAGGAAAAGUAUGAUGGUCAUCAGCAGUUUUUUGCAAUUGUUCAACUGAUUGGAACACGAAAACAAGCAGAAAACUUUGCUUAUCGACUUGAACUUAAUGGUCAUAGGCGGAGGUUAACUUGGGAAGCCACUCCUCGAUCUAUUCAUGAGGGGAUAGCCACAGCUAUAAUGAACAGUGACUGUCUUGUUUUUGAUACAAGCAUUGCACAGUUAUUUGCUGAAAAUGGAAAUUUAGGCAUUAAUGUAACUAUAUCUAUGUGCUGAAUUAAUGAAUGUUUCAUAGUAAGUGUUUUAAAUUGUUAUGUUAUUUCCAAAAAAAGCUGCCAGAAUAUACAGACAUCUUAUCAGUUGACACUUUUGGCAUUUGAAAGUUAACGUAAGGGUUGUACUUAUGGACUGGUUGCAUGUGGUAACACUAAUGUAUUUAAAAGAAAACUGCAGUAAUCCACUGGCAUUGCAUACACAGGGUGGGGUCUUGUUAAAAAAAAAAUAGCUGUGGUUCCACACAAUUGUUAAAAAAAAAGAAAAAAAAACCCUGAAUAAAUUGUUUUGUAAAUUGAUUGUAUUGUUAAAAAUUUGUCUUUUUUUUUUUUUUUUUUUUCAUUUUGACUGACUGUUUGCAUUGCUGCUUCCCCUGGUAAGUCACUACAUAGUAUUGCUGCUGUGUUUUUUCUGUGUAUUGCUAAUUUUUAUUAACAUAGUUUUUCAUUAAAUAAAAUGUAUGUUUUCUUUAGUUAUGUCUUAAGUAUUUUUAACUGUAAUUAAACGGUUUCUACUUUUUAAAUUAAA
Molecule: messenger RNA, 1739 nt
Organism: Protopterus annectens (West African lungfish)
Lineage: Eukaryota; Metazoa; Chordata; Ceratodontiformes; Protopteridae
Gene: SIAH1
Product: siah E3 ubiquitin protein ligase 1
Exons: 4
Coding region: 267-1214 (315 amino acids)
Biological process (GO): proteasome-mediated ubiquitin-dependent protein catabolic process; multicellular organism development
Cellular component (GO): cytoplasm
Molecular function (GO): ubiquitin protein ligase activity; zinc ion binding; ubiquitin conjugating enzyme binding
Source: RefSeq, a predicted model, not a curated record